AUGGCAAGAGGGUCACAGUCCUUCAGAAAUGGUCUGAAAAAGAAUGGAAAGGUGGUUCCAGUGACUCAGAAUAUAGAAGAUGUGCUGGGUGAGGCGAGUAGAAAGUUAAACAUUCCAGUCACUUGUCUGUACACAGCUGAUGGCGGGGAGAUAGAUGACCCAGAACUAAUACGGGAUGGAGAAAUUUUAUAUGCUUCCAUAGGUGAAGAAUUUUUUGGGAGACUCAGCUCAAGUCACAUUUCAUGUAAAGUGGUUCAUCCAGUUCAGCCCAGUUAUCUUGAUCUCGGAGAAGACUUGGACUCUGCCUACAACUCUGUGACGUCUGCGGACAUCGUGCUCCCUACAGGAAAGACUGACUGGGUUACACUCAAUGUUGGUGGGAAAGUUUUCAAAACCACAAGGAGGACAUUGACUUCAGAUGCUCCAGAAAGUAUGCUAGCCAGGAUGUUUACAAAUGAAUGUGAUGUGGCCUGGUCCAGCUCGGUUGAUGAGAACGGAGCCUACCUGAUUGACAGGUCUCCUGAAUAUUUUGAACCAAUCCUCAAUUACUUACGACAUGGGCAGCUGGUUUUAAACAAAGGGAUCAAUCCACAAGGUGUUCUGGAAGAAGCCAAAUUCUAUGGAAUUUCCUCCCUUAUUGAUGAGCUGGAAGAAACAAUUGAGAAAGAUGUUUUACCUAAUGAUGACACUGCUAUCAACAGAAGAGAAAUGGUCCUAAAGCUAUUAGCCGUACCCACAAACUCUGAGCUUCGCUGUCAGGGCAUCAAUUUCUGUGGAAUAAAUUUGUCCAAACUGGAUCUCCGGUGUAUCAACUUUAAGUAUGCUGUUCUGCGUAAUGCAGAUUUGUCAGGGUCUAAUCUGUCCCACUGUAACUUUGAACGAGCUGACAUGUCCAGAGCUGUGCUUGAUGGUGCCAAUCUUCUUGGUGUAAAGAUGCUAUGUGUUAACCUGGAGGCUGCAUCACUAAAGGGAUGUAACUUUGAAGAUCCUGCUGGUAUUAGGGCUAACAUGGAAGGGGCUCAGAUGAAGAAUGUCAAUCUAGAGGGCAGCCACAUGGCUGGAGUAAACCUGCGAGUGGCCACACUGAAGAAUGGCAAUCUGCAAAACUGUGAUCUCAGAGGGGCUGUGUUAGCAGGGGCUGACCUGGAGAACUGUGAUCUCUCUGGAUGCGAUUUACAAGAGGCUAACUUGAGGGGAGCUAAUUUGAAAGGAGCUGCAUUUGAGCUGAUGUUGAACCCACUGCACAUGUCCCAGGCCGUCCGCUGACUCUCCAGCCAAUCCACUAACACAGGUACACAGAGUAUCAGCCUCCCAGAUCUCAAACAGUGGAAGACAAUGAGAACUUGUGGACCAUUAUUGCACAGUUGUUCACCAGACAAGAACAUUAAUAUUAUCAAAGGAGAUAUUAUUAGAUAUACCAGUAAUAGACUAAAGAUGGUCACAACAUCAAUCCAUUUCUUCCCCACCUUUAUACAUUUUGCUUGUUGCGAUUUCAUCAUGUUCAAAUGCCCUAAAUGUUGUUGAGAAUAUAAAUGAUUGCUGUAUGUAAGCACAAUCAACAGAAAGUCACUGACAUGAUCAUAUUGAGAGGGGUAUAUUUGAAGUUGUCUAAUAUGCUGACUCAUAAGUGUGUUACAAUUACUCGCAUGCUCAUGAACGUUGUCAGGAAUUACGUAAACUAUUGUUAACCAUCAAACUGUGGCCACUGUUGUGUACAGUCAAGCGUUAUAUUAGACAGCUAGUAGUUAUUACAGGAUUUUUGUAGGUUUGCCGCCGUUUUAUGUUUGUUUAUUACCUUGGUUAUGUUAUGAUUUAUGUUUCACUAGUCAAAUAUAAUAUUCAAAAAUUAUCUUGACAAUUUAAACAAAGAAAGUACAAUAUAUUCUUGUGACAGUUUGACACAUUGUGACAAAAGUGACAAAUUGAAAAUGAAAACUUUUUUUUUCAUUUGAUUUGUUUUGUUCCUUUUUUUUGUUAAAAUUACAUGUUGCCAUAUUUAUUUUAAUAUCCAGUAUAUUAUUUCUUAGCACCCUGUCCUUCAUUAUAGUGAUGAAGGAAUGCCAAAAGUUCACAUCAUGCUUUAAUAAUGUGAAUAGUUAAGGUUAUACAAAGAAUUUAUAACUAAUAUAUGGAUUUACAGUGCUGCUUACAUUUGUGACGUGGACAUCAAGGUUCACAUGUGACAUGAGAAAAAUCAAAAAAAUCUGUUAUGUAACAAAACUAAAAUCUGUCCUAAAAUUGUUGACUACUUUGUAAAUCUAUGGUUUAAGUAAUUGAAUUCUAGGCCUUUGCCUCAAGAAGGUCAUUGGCAGGUGUCUGUAUAAAACUCACCAUCAGUACACAAUUUCUGGGUCACAGAAUGUUCAUGUUAGGAAAACAGUAAAAUCCCUUUGUGAGUCACGCAAUGGUAGAAAAGGGGAGCAAUAUCCCUGUGAGGGUUACAUAAACGUAGGUAAGCUGUGUAAUAGUUUGUGAGUCACGUAAUGUUAGGAACAUGGAGCAUCACCAUUUGUGAGUCACAUACUGGUAGGAAAGCAGAGCAACAACAUUUGUGAGUCACAUAAUGGUAGGAAAGUGGAGCAACAACAUUUGUUAGUCACAUAAUAGUAAGGAAGUGAAGCAACAACAUUUGUGAGUCACAUGAUGGUAGGAAAGCAGAGCAACAACAUUUGUGAGUCACAUAAUGGUAUGAAAGUGGAUCAACAACAUUCGUUAGUCACAUAAUGGUUGGAAAGUGGAGCAACAACAUUUGUCAGUCACAUAAUGGUAUGAAAGUGGAGCAACAACAUUCGUUAGUCACAUAAUGGUAGGAAAGUGGAGCAACAACAUUUGUCAGUCACAUAAUGGUAGGAAAGCAGAGCAACAACAUUUGUCAGUCACAUAAUGGUAGGAAAGCAGAGCAACAACAUUUGUCAGUCACAUAAUGGUAGGAAAGUGGAGCAACAACAUUUGUUAGUCACAUAAUAGUAAGGAAGUGAAGCAACAACAUUUGUGAGUCAUAUAAUGGUAGGAAAGUGGAGCAACAACAUUUGUAUGUCACAUAAUGGUAGGAAAGCAGAGCAACAACAUUUGUGAGUCACAUAAUGGUAAGAAAGUGGAGCAACAACAUUUGUUAGUCACAUAAUAGUAAGGAAGUGAAGCAACAACAUUUGUGAGUCACAUAAUGGUAGGAAAGCAGAGCAACAACAUUUGUGAGUCACAUAAUGGUAGGAAAGUGGAGCAACAACAUUCGUUAGUCACAUAUUGGUAGGAAAGUGGAGCAACAACAUUUGUCAGUCACAUAAUGGUAGGAAAGCAGAGCAACAACAUUUGUCAGUCACAUAAUGGUAGGAAAGUGGAGCAACAACAUUUGUUAGUCACGUAAUAGAAAGGAAGUGAAGCAACAACAUUUGUUAGUCACAUAAUGGUAAGAAAGUAGAGCAUCAACAUUUGUUGGUCACAAAAUGGUAGGAAGGCGGAGUACUAUCCCUUUGAGAUCACACAGGUGGGAAAGCAGAGUAACAUCCCUUUGAAGAGUCAAAUUAUGGCAGGAAGGCAAAGUAACAUCCCUUUCUGAAGUGAUGCCAUUUAAUGUACUUAGCAGGACCAUAUCUGGGCGGUGGGUCUGUGUACAUGCACAUGCCACAGAUAAAUGGUUUCAUUCUGUAACCUUACCCAAAACUGUGUAUAUACGUCUUGUAUAUUUGCACUACAUUUCUCUGAUAUCUGACUGAUCAGAAGUGUUACUUUGUUUAGCCACCAUGCUGCUGAUAUUAGUCUUGUAAAAUAUUAGGCCCCCAUGACUUCAUUCUUCCAGUCAUUCUCUACCGUGGAUGGAUGAGAGUAUAAAUAUGUACUCGUACCAUGUCUCAGGAUUUGUGUUGACUUUUGAAGUAUUAUUGACAAAGCCAGUGGAAAUAUUACUAGGUUACAUAUAUGAUAUUAAAUUAGAACAAUUUAACAAUAAGCAAUAUAAAUUCAUGUGUUAUUCAUUGCUUAACUGUGUGCCAAUUUUUCUUUGAGGAAGGUUACACUAUUGAUUUGGAUUUUACAAGUCUUCUAUGACAGCAUUUCUUUUGACAUUAUACCAUUCCUUUUAAAGGAAAUAAAGAAUGUCAUAGGCUUAUACCUGUUCAAGAAGAUUGGCAACUCACAAAUGUACUUGGUGUUUACAAGGAUAUAAUGGUUGAAAUAAAUUUUGUAUCAGAAUUGUUUAUCACCUUUACAGCUCAUGUGUCAAAGGUUUAAGUCACUCCUGUAAUCAUCAUAAUAUACGUGUAGGUUACAAUCAGUGUGUAAUUAGGAGACAAAUGACUUCGCAUCUUGAAAGAAAGAAGGAAUGCACUUUUCCAAAUACAGUACUAUACUAGUAAUACAUACAUGUAUACAUUUACAGCUGUUAUGCAGUUCAGAGUAGUCUACUCACAUUCUGUUUUGUUGUAUUCAUGUAUAUAGUUGUGACAUAAGUGUGCCAUGAAUAUGGUGUGGAAUCAUUUGCAGUGGUUGAAGGAGAUAUUAUAAAACAUAAAAAUGUUUUACUUAAGAUUAGCCAUAAGUUGCCCAGUGAAGUUCAGCCAUUUUAGGUGUAACAAAGAUUUCAGAAAGGGCAACUAUUAUAUGCUGAUAUUGUUUUUAGUAUUUCCAACUUAAUAUGGUCUUUAUGUAUUUAAAAUGCGUUUCUCCCCAUAAAAUGAUACUCAAAAUUGAAGAACCUGUACAAGCAUCAUGCUAUAUGUAGGCCUACUGUGACUGAAAAUGAUAUCUUUUAAAGUAAAUGUAUUAUUAUGUUGAAUGCUUAAUUUGUAGACCCAUGGUUUUUGUGACCCAAACUAAUAAUGUCAAGGCAAUCUGCCUUCAUAAGAUAGCCUGUUUUCCUCUCUCCAGUGUUGAAAGUAUUUAAAACAAGGAGCUCAUUUUCUAAUUUAUAACCAGGACUAUUGGACCAUCGCCAUUAUUCACUGGUUCGAUCUGUAGAAGUUAAAUGUAUUUUGGAGCCUCACUUAAGAGCAUGAAAAGCAUAGUAUAUAACUGCUGUACACUGAGGAUUCAAACAUAAACAAAAUACAUACCUGUUAAAAAGAAAUCUGAAAUAUAUUCUAGCCGUGGCCCUUUUUGUUUUUGACGUAAAUGUUUUGAUGUGGGUGAUGCUAGCAUUUAGCCCUAUUGAUCACCCAUGUUCGUUUGUAUGACUUGUAUUUAUUAUUGUACAGAUAAACAUCCUGUGUUUCUGUUCAUUUAUGUGCAUUUCACUUCUUACCUACCUUAAUAACUGUCAAAGAUAGAGCAGCAGCAAGUGUGCAUGUGGUUGAAUUUGUCAUUAGUUAACUUUUGUUAUGCCGUUUGUGUCUGUGCACCCGUAAGUUUAUAUUUGAUAUUUAGAUUUAUAUUCUGAAAACGUUGUGUGUUAGGGAGAUUCACAUGUAUCGUGAUCUUUUGUCUGUACUUAAAAUAUAUAUACAUUGUAUUUGAUGGUGCAGAUGUACAGGUGGACCUAUAUGGCAUACACAAAUGUGAAAUAAAAUAGUGGAAAUAUGUAAUGAUUAAGUUACAUGUACUUUUAUUUCUUAUGCAUGUUUUCAUUUCAACUCAUCCAGUCAAGGCAUUUUUCUUUACAAACAAAUUAUAGUGGAAUUUGCGCUGUAAAGUUUGUGAUAAAUACUUCUAAAUGUAUGCCAGUACCAGUUGAACUGAUGUGCACUGAGAUUUAAAGUCAGCAAUAAAAUAAUU
Molecule: messenger RNA, 5706 nt
Organism: Liolophura sinensis
Lineage: Eukaryota; Metazoa; Mollusca; Polyplacophora; Chitonida; Chitonidae
Product: BTB/POZ domain-containing protein KCTD9-like
Exons: 15
Coding region: 1-1266 (421 amino acids)
Biological process (GO): intracellular signal transduction; protein homooligomerization
Molecular function (GO): protein binding
Source: RefSeq, a predicted model, not a curated record